AAUGUCUAUUUUGAUAAUACUAAUUAUUCCGGUCUAUUUAUGGGAAACCAGAUUGAGGAAUAAAUAAAACCCCCUCUCCACUCACUUAGUCCACACACCUUUUUUUUUUUCUUAUGAAAUAAAAACUCCCUGGAGCCGUCCCUAUUUUUCUUACUCUUUCCUUUUCUUACUCUUUUUUCUUAUAUACACAUAAUAUUCUUCUAAAUGAGUACGAUUAGUCUAGAGAAUGCGCUUAGUCCUAAACCUCAACCUACCUCACGCGCUCCUUCACCAGUUCCUUCAGCAGUUUACAAUGAAAGCAUGAAUGGGUCAUCUCCAAGAUUACCCCAACCACGUCGUUCCAGUUUCUCAACCGAAGCCGAAUAUGAAGAUAAACCCUUAACCACCCAAAGAUCGUAUCCACACCUUGGAAAAAAGAAUCGCAAACAAAAGUUGUCCAGAAGAGGAUCUGAUGCUACCGAUGGUUCAGAAGGGAGCUUUGCCGCUGCAGAUUCAAUUGCAUUAGCUACUCCUCGAUUGUUAGCCAAUGAUAAAAGAAAUAACGAUUUUCAUACAUUAUUUAGAAGUGUUCCGGACGGAGAAAGAUUAAUUGAUGAUUAUGGUUGUGCACUACAGAAAGAAAUCUUAUUACAAGGCAGAGUCUAUAUUUCCGAGCAUCACCUUUGUUUCAAUGCAAAUAUCUUUGGAUGGAUCACAAAUUUGGUCAUCGCAUUUGCAGACAUUGAGGAUAUUGAAAAGAGAACAACUGCUAUUUUUAUUCCAAAUGCAAUCUUAUUAACUACAUGCUCUUCAAAACAUUUCCUAGCUUCAUUUCUUUCCCGUGAUCAAGCAUAUGAUCAAAUGGUAGAACUUUGGAAAGCUUCUCGUGCAAGUGUCGUGCAAGUCAGUGAUAAAUACAAUGAUGACGUUGCUUAUUCAGAAGAUGACGAGAGUGUUACUUCCUCUUCAGGUUAUUCAUACUCUGAAGAAGAAGAAACUAAGGACUUUGCCAAGCAAAAUCAACUUGAUGAUAAACCAUCCUUUCAAGAUCGACAAAGUUCACUUGCUUCAUUACCACUCCCAAAGCAUAUGGCAGAUGAAGCGGCCAGACGCCGGGCGGUUUCAGAAGCAGGUCCUCGUCCAAAUAUGCAGGAAUUCAUCAAGAACAAGGAACCACCUGCCACAGAUUCGACCACCACCCCCAAUCCUGAAAAUCGAGACGUGGCACAAAUCAAAGAUAAGACGGACUGUGAAUGCAGUAAAAAUGCUCAGCAUUUUCCAACUACCGUAAUGGACAAAAAAUACGAUACCACAAUCGAAACCAUGUAUAAUUUGUUAUAUAACAGUUCAUUCAUGAAUAAAUUUCUUUGUGAGGUCGAAAAGAGCACAGAGGUGUGCAUUGGCCAAUGGAGUAAAAAUAACGAUUGUGUGCAUUCUCGUGAAUCGUCCUAUAUUAAAUAUCUAGGUGGUUCUAUCGGUCCUAAAUCUACAAAAUGUUACUUAAAGGAAGAUGUACUUCACUUGGAUCCAAAAGAUUACGUCUGUCAAUUGACGGUGACUCAAACACCGGAUGUGCCUUCCGGCGGCUCCUUUAGUGUUAAAACCAAGACUUGUAUUUCAUGGUGUGGUCAAGGUCAAGUUCGAGUGCUGGUCACUGUUCUUGUUGACUUUACAAAAUCAUCCUGGUUAAAAUCUACUAUCGAAAAGGCUACAAUAGAUGGACAACAAAAUUUCUACAAAAGUCUAGAUGCAGCAGUGCGCAAGUAUCUUGACCAGCAUACGGGAGAAGCUAAACCACGAAAGAAAGGAGGCAAGCGUAGACAUCACAAACGUAGCGAAAAAGAAAUUUUGGAGGUCAUACCUGAGCCACCCAAAAAUCAUUUUAUUAUUGAAGCAUUAUGUAGUGUAUUAAACUGGUUCAUUGAUAAUGCCAGUAUGCCUAGUAACUCGCAAUUGACCGCAAUCUGUAUGGGACUCAUGUUAGUAACCAAUAUCUACAUCGCUACAAAAAUGUCUGGCGUAGAUAAGCAAUUAUCACAAUUGGGUCACCACCACCAAAAGACCGUAUAUCAUUAUGACGAACAAGAGAAUAAUUCACUUUGGAAGCUCCUGAGUAAACUUGAUCCAGACGCCAGAAAAGAAGACUUGAAGUUUGUUCAACAGAACAGGGAGCCUUUGACUGACUCGGUCAAGUAUCAAAACCAUAACAACCAAGAUGAAGCCUUUGAUGAACAUCUCCAAUACUCUCAAAUGGCCAAAAACAAACUUGACCGACAAAUGAUGGAACUUGAGAAAAUGAUUCAAAAAGCUGGUCAAAGUAUGGAGCAGGUCACUCAAGUAGUUCAAAGCCAAAGAAAAAGAAUCAUGAAGCCAUAAUAACAUUUGUAGCACAUCGGAUUAAUUGUUCAUCCUUACCUC
This is a messenger RNA of Mucor mucedo, 2397 nucleotides long. RefSeq lists its product as uncharacterized. The coding region runs from base 205 to 2355 and encodes 716 amino acids. Gene Ontology annotation, biological process: intracellular sterol transport. The record is from RefSeq and is a predicted model, not a curated record. Gene Ontology annotation, cellular component: endoplasmic reticulum membrane; mitochondrion; plasma membrane. Lineage: Eukaryota; Fungi; Mucoromycota; Mucoromycetes; Mucorales; Mucoraceae. The transcript has 7 exons. Gene Ontology annotation, molecular function: sterol binding; sterol transfer activity.